AUGAGAAACAGAAAUUUAAUAGAUGUAUUAGCCAAAAAAACAGAAGAAUUAACCAAAAAUGAUGAUAUUAUUUUUAAAUAUAAUAGAAAUAUUCAUAAAGCUAAUAAAUGUAAUGAGUUUAGAUUUGGAGCUAAAGUCUUAAUUGUUUACUUGUUCAUCUUUGCUGUUUUUUGCUUACACAUUUAUUAUCAAAUUUGA
Molecule: messenger RNA, 198 nt
Organism: Paramecium sonneborni
Lineage: Eukaryota; Ciliophora; Oligohymenophorea; Peniculida; Parameciidae
Source: the annotation of a GenBank genome assembly